AACCUGCUCCCGGAAGCGGAAGGAGGAGGCGGAGGCCUGCCAGCAGGAGGGCGGGAGGACAAGGGGGCCCAGGGUGUGGGCUGGGCCAAGCCGGGAAGCGGAGCGGUGUGGGGCGGGGCUGGGGAUGGUAACGGCUCGGGGGAGGAGGGGGAGGUGGGGGCGGGGGAGAAGGGAGGCCGCCGCCGCUCGCGCUGGUUCCGCGCCGCCACUGUGGCCAUGAUGAUCCACGGCUUCCAGAGCAGCCGCCAGGACUUCUCCUUCGGGCCCUGGAAGCUGACGGCGGCCAAGACGCACAUCAUGAAGUCGGCCGAUGUGGAGAAAUUAGCUGAUGAGCUCCAUAUGCCAUCUCUUCCUGAAAUGAUGUUUGGAGACAAUGUUUUAAGAAUCCAACAUGUUUCUGGCUUUGGAAUUGAGUUCAAUGCAACAGAUGCUUUAAAGUGUGUAAACAACUACCAAGGAGUGCUUAAGGUGGCAUGUGCUGAAGAAUGGCAAGAGAGCAGGACGGAGGGUGAGCACUCCAAAGAGAUUAUUAGACCAUAUGACUGGACCUAUACAACAGAUUACAAAGGAACAUUACUUGGCGAAGCUCUUAAGUUAAAGGUUGUGCCUACAACAGAUCAUAUAGACACAGAGAAAUUGAAAGCCAGAGAACAGAUUAAAUUUUUUGAAGAAGUUCUGUUGUUUGAAGAUGAACUUCAUGAUCAUGGAGUUUCAAGCUUAAGUGUGAAAAUUAGAGUGAUGCCUUCUAGCUUUUUCCUGUUACUGAGAUUUUUCUUAAGAAUUGAUGGCGUGCUCAUCAGGAUGAAUGACACAAGGCUCUACCAUGAGGCUGACAAGACUUACAUGUUAAGAGAAUACACUUCAAGGGAGAGCAAAAUAGCAAAUUUAAUGCAUGUUCCACCAGCCCUCUUUACAGAGCCCAAUGAAAUAUCACAAUACCUACCUGUAAAGGAGGCAGUAUGUGAGAAGCUGGAGUUUCCUGAAAGAAUGGAUCUUAACCUUGUGGCUACACAGGAAAAUACAUGCAUGGAAUCUAAAUAAAAUGUCAUACAAUAUGAACUCUCUGUGGAACCCUCACUGGAGAUGACUACUUUUGGGGGGGGAUUAAGGGAGGGCUAUCUAAUAAGACAAUGAGCUGCCUUUCCUUGUGUCGAGAUUUUCUGUAGCCUUAAAAGAAGGGAUGAAAAGCUUGAUGUAGGCAGGUUCCAUGUAGCCUGCUGUUCAUACCACCUGUCCAUAUGUAAAAUUAAUGGGAGAUAGAGUUGAACCAAGGUUUUGAGUUGUUAUAGAAUGGGAUCUUAGUAAUAGAUAUUUAUGUCCUAAAGAGUAAUCAGAGGCAGUGGGCAUGGAAUUACCACAAAUAUUAUUUUGCAUGAAGAGUUUAAUUAAGUGAACCAAAUCUAGUAGUUCUUUUAUAAUUUUCAGAAGAUUCCUGGGAAGUGAAAGAUUGUACAUUUUGAUAGCUUUUCAGUUUUAGUUUUGCAGAAAAAUACUGACAAAAGGCUCUGCUAGAAGAAGUGACUUGAAUUCACAAGUUAAUUUCAUGUUUUAUAUUCACAGAAUAAGUUUAUGUUUUCCCUUGAAAAACCAUUGUGUUAAAUGGUAUUUUUAGGCAAAAUGUUCAUGAUUAGAACCAAAAAAUUAUUUCUAGAAUUUCAAGCUAGUUCAUCUAUUGAAAGAGUAAUUAAUAAUGUUUCUCUCUAGGCUAUAGUCCCUUACUGGCAGGUGUGCUGGUGUUACAACUAGUUUUUGGCUGUCAUCUUGUAAAGGCAGGUGCCUUAUUUUUGGUUCUGUUGAUGUUUUUUGUGCUUCUACCUUAUAUGACACCUUAAUGUGAAUAAAUAUGCUGAAGUACCAGUACUGAGAAAUUUUAGAUAUCAAUCUAUCUCUUGGAUCUGGUAUUAAGGAGAAAUAUUUUACAGAUUAAGUCCUGAGCUAGAUUUUUUUUUUCAUAAGAUAUUGGGGGUUGGCAUGGGGGAUAUGAAAAUGAGGAGAAAAUAUUUUUAAAAUAAAACAUAGUUUUUAUAUUUAAAUUUUCAGAUUUCUAAUAUGACAGGGGAGAGAAGUAGGUAAAAAGGAAUAAACUUAGGACCUAUGGAAAAAAGACUGGAUAGCUUUACAAAAUUAAAAAAAAAUAUGGUCUUUUAAACAUUUUAUAAGGUUUUUUUUUUGCCUGUCUACAUAGUGCAUGUAAAGCAGAAAAUUAUUAUUAUAGCAUUGAGUAAGAGAUAUAUUAAAAUAAGUGGGUUCAAAAAACUUUCUGUUUUAGUUGAGUUGUUUGGUUCUUACCUUCCCUAUUUUAAAAUAUAAUAUGCAGCUCCUCUGUUUUUGCCCUUUGGCAGGGUUUUAGAGUUGGUAGGGUAUUAAGUUUGUGAAGAUCUUAGUUGAAAGGAUCUGCCAAAGAGUAUACUUCUUAAAAAACUGUAAUUAAACCUGGACCCUCUUAAGUUUCUCUCUUUACUUAGAUGUUUAUAAUUUCACAGAAUGGUGCUGUUGUGAACCACCCAGAAAGUGAAUUUUAUUAGCAAGUUUAAGCAAACUUUUAAGGAAAUCAUCCACCUUUUUCUGUAUCACCUCAAGGCAGACAUAUGAAAGCAAAAUUUAAUCUGCUCUGAGAGAAUGCAUUGCAUGUUUACCAGAUAGCCAUCUAUUCCUCUAUUAAAGUGUAUGCUUUCUCUUUAGGCAGGAAAGUGUAUACUGUAUGUGACUGUCUGAAUAAAUAUCUACUUUGUUUGCCAUGUUACUUUUAAUGGAAAAGAUUGCUUAAGACAAGUUGCAAAAUAUUAAACUCUAAACAACUGAAAUGGAUUGUCCAUCAAUUGGGAUGCCCAAUCUCUGCCUUCUCCUCCCCCCUUUUUUCUUUGUGGAUGUAUUGAUGUCAGGCUCAGUCCUUUAUUACCUGUUUUGAAUAUCUAAUGAAAAGAUAUUGGAGGGAAUAAAAACAAUGGAUUACAUUUUGGGGAAUGGCACUACAUGUUUCCAAAUACUUCAUGACCAAUCCACUACAAUAUUAUUAUAUAAAAUAUUUAUAAAACAACUUGUUAUCCAUUGUGAUAUGACACUUUAUUUUGUAUUAUUUGUUCCAAAUGUCCUCUUUUUUUUUGUACAUGAAGAAUAAACAAGAAAUUACUGGCCUA
This is a messenger RNA of Monodelphis domestica (gray short-tailed opossum), 3137 nucleotides long. It is a transcript of the gene TIPRL, whose product is annotated as TOR signaling pathway regulator. Lineage: Eukaryota; Metazoa; Chordata; Mammalia; Didelphimorphia; Didelphidae. Gene Ontology annotation, biological process: TOR signaling. Gene Ontology annotation, cellular component: cytosol. The record is from RefSeq and is a predicted model, not a curated record.